Zonotrichia albicollis (white-throated sparrow) is the source of this 549-nucleotide messenger RNA. NCBI's taxonomy places the organism in Eukaryota, Metazoa, Chordata, Aves, Passeriformes, Passerellidae. The record is from RefSeq and is a predicted model, not a curated record.
AUGCAUAACUCAGACAUGAUCUGCUUUGUUGUAGGGAGUUUCGUAUGGCUCCCCCACGUGAGAGGUGAGGAAGGCUGCCUUAACACUGAACUCUGUUCAGGUACAGAAUGGAACCAUCUGUGGUAUAUCUGGCUGGUGCUGGUGCUCGGGGGGCUCCUGCUGCUGUGUGGCCUGGUCUCUGUGUGCGUCAGGUGCUGCCUCCAGUGCCAGCAGGCAGGGGACGAGGCAGGCCCCCGGCCCUACGAGGUCACCGUCAUUGCCUUCGACCAUGACAGCACCCUGCAGAACACCAUCACCUCUCUCCACUCGGUGUUCGGGCCUGCUGCCAGGAGGAUUUUAGCCGUGGCCCACUCGCACAGCGCUGCCCAGGGCACGCCGCCCGUCUGUGCCCCUGACACCCCUCCCGUGUAUGAGGAAGCGCUGCACAUGAGCAGGUUCACCGUGGCCAAGGCAGGCCACAAGGUGCCCGACCUGGAGCCGGUGCCGGAGGAAAAGCCGCAGGCGCCCGCCGAGGGCAAGGACGCCCAGCCAGCCCUCCCAGGACACUGA